UUUCUUCACACUAAGUAGUAAGGAGGCAGAGAAGACUGUCAGAGUAACGGACAAAGGGGAGCAGGGGGAGGAGGGGUGUGAGGCUCCUCUCCUCUCUUUCUAAGAGCAUUAACUCUAGAGCGUUCUGGUAGUGACAGGACUGUCAGGGUCAGAUGGCCCCUCAGCCUGAUUAGACCAGCUCACAGCAGAUCCUCAGCCCAGCACGCUGCCGUACAAGAGCAGAGCAGAGCAACAAACUGGCACACACAGCACGUCGCAGUGAUUACAACGCAGGCCAGAAGGGACAUGGAGAGGUGGACAGUUGAAUGUUUUUGUGGGACUGAGCUGUAGGGUGUUGCAGAGACGUGACACUGUGCUGCUGGACCAACAGCUAUCUUGGCCACUUGUAAGAAGGAAAAAGCUUAAAGCGAGUUGAUUUCAACAUUGGCAAAGAGCAAGAAGAACUCAAAUUGAAUCUUUUGGAGGGGACUUCAAAGAGCUAAGCGAACCCCUGGUUGAUGGAGUUUGUGCGGCAGAGUGGUGACUACUGCCACGCUCAACACGUUUAGAGGUCUGUCUGGGAUGAUGCCUCACCAUGAAGUUCUGGGUCCAUGAACUCUGAAAGACCACUGGCCUUUGCCCUGUGAAUCUACCAGCUAAUGGGGUAACAACAGGAGCUCCAACACCCAAAUUUAACUGGAGAAAAAAGGAAAGAGAGAGUGACUGAGAGAGACUAAGAAAGCCAGGAUCAGUGAAAGUCACAGAGAAACAAAGAGAGCUGGCACACAGCAGUCUCCCGGACCAUCAGAUCUAGUCAACAGAUGGGACAACAAUCCAGACAAAAGGACAUCACCGCUGGAAAGAUACUUUGAAACAUCAGAAAUAGACAGGAAGUGCAAACUCGCCUGGAGCUCAGUCUGGGUUGUGAACACAGUCACUAACUGUUACAUCUCGAGUUAAAGGUCAGAGGUCCUCCUGGGUUGUCAAAGGUUACACUAGCCACCAUGAACCGUCCAGCUCCAGUGGAACUGUCCCACAGGAACAUGAGAUUCCUCAUCACACACAACCCCACGGACAGUACUCUCAGCUCCUUUAUAGAGGACUUAAAGCGGUUUGGCGUGACCACUGUGGUUCGAGUUUGCGACAUCACGUAUGACAAAACACCAAUUGAAAAAGAUGGCAUUACUGUAGUGGACUGGCCUUUCGAUGAUGGAGCACCGCCACCUAGUAAAUUAGUUGAUGACUGGUUGAGUCUGCUGAAGAAGACGUUUCAAGAAGAUCCAGGAAGCUGUGUGGCUGUUCACUGUGUGGCUGGACUGGGAAGGGCUCCUGUCCUGGUUGCUUUGGCUUUGAUUGAAAGUGGAAUGAAAUAUGAAGAUGCAAUCCAGUUCAUCAGACAGAAACGACGAGGAGCCAUCAACAGUAAACAGCUCACCUAUUUGGAGAAAUAUCGAUCGAAGCACAGACUGCGUUUCAAAGACUCUCACACGCACAAGAACAAAUGUUGCACCAUGUAAACACACACACAGUCAUACAAACUCAUGCAUACAUGUUAUACACCUCAGCUAAAGUCUCAGGAAUCUUGACAUAAUUGGAAAACUCAUUUGUUUUUGGGACAAACCAAUGACAUAUUGGCCAUUUGGCCAUUCUCGGAAUGUCAACAGUUUCUUAAAUCUAAUUUAAUUUCUCGUCUUUCAAAGAUGAUUUGAUGGCAUUUUUGCUUCAACAUACUCAUUGGAGCAAAAAGGCAGAACACAGAGGUUAGGUUUCAGUUAAAUGUUGUGUGAUGAAAAAUCUAUUAAGGCUUCUCUCACCCAUUCAGACAUUCAAAAUCUUAAUUUUUGUGAUUUUUGGCUGGUCCUCAAACCUAAUGAAUUUAAUAUUUUCAAACUGGCAACACAUCACAUAAACAGUAAUUACUUUAUGUACAGUAAUUUGUUUAUGUAUUUAUUUUUAUGUCAUAGACAGAGACACUGUCUAAAAAAAAAUGUGUUGAGAUAAAAAAAUAUAUAUUUUGUGAAUCCGAAACAAAUUUUGGUUUUAAAAAUUUUAAUAUUUGUGCAGAACUACAAGAAAUAUGCAAUAUACAUCAUACUUUGUUGGAAUAUAUUGCACAUUUUUCCUGAAUAAUGCAUGUAAACACCUGCUUCUCGCACUUAAUGUAAGAAAAAAAAGCUUUUAGUUGACAAUAGGGAGUGCAGUAUUUAAGUUUUAUUAGAUUGCUUUGGUGGUCUCAUGUAAAAAUAAUCUAUAGCUUGAAUCUAAACCUGUGAGGAAACAUACAAGACAAAGGAAUGUAAUGUCGAGGUUAAGAAGAAUAAGAUUAAGUGCAGGUGAAAGAACAUUAUUCAUAUGAUGUGUGUGCAUGUGUUUGUUUGAGUGUGUGUGAGACUACUUGUCUUUAGAUUUGGUUCAUUGUUAGGCACCGUCAUAAACUGACAUUUUUUUAUGUAAAAAAAAGCUGUAAAUGUAUGUAAGUCUGUACAUUUUUGCAUUGUUUAAUAAAGGUUUCAUCAACAUGCUUUCAACAUAUCCUAUGUAUAUUUUUUUAUUUGCACCUUUCUGAGUUCAGUUUCAGUCAUGUCACUUAAUA
This is a messenger RNA of Menidia menidia (Atlantic silverside), 2572 nucleotides long. Lineage: Eukaryota; Metazoa; Chordata; Actinopteri; Atheriniformes; Atherinopsidae. The record is from the annotation of a GenBank genome assembly.